Messenger RNA from Triticum dicoccoides, 1603 nucleotides. RefSeq names its product pentatricopeptide repeat-containing protein At1g07740, mitochondrial-like. Bases 34 to 1341 code for a protein of 435 amino acids. The record is from RefSeq and is a predicted model, not a curated record. NCBI's taxonomy places the organism in Eukaryota, Viridiplantae, Streptophyta, Magnoliopsida, Poales, Poaceae. The transcript has a single exon. Gene Ontology annotation, molecular function: protein binding.
GCAGGCGAGCUUACGGGCAUCGCACUCUCGCCGAUGCUUCCGAACUCGAGAGCCCGCCACCGGCGCGACCCGAGCAAGCUCCUCUACAAGCCGCGCCCGCCGCCGGAGCCGCACCCGUUCCUGCUCCACCUCAAGUCGCUCCCUUCGCCGGUCGCCGCGGCGGCCGCGCUCCUCUCGGCGCCGCGCCGCCUCCACGACCACCCCUUCGCCUCCUGCGUGCUCUACCGCCUGGCCCGCGCGCGCCUCUUCCCGCUCCUCCUCCCGCUCCUCUCCGCGCUCCGCGCCCGCCGCGCCCCGCUCCGCGCCACCGUCUUCGCCGGGCUCAUCGACCGCCUCGGCGCCGCCUCCCGCCCCGACGCGGCCCUCCUCGUCUUCUUCCGCGCCGUUCCCGCCUUCUGCUCCCACUCCAACGCCACCUUCCACGCGCUGAUCCACUGCCUCGUCUGCAACGAACGCGUGGAUGCCGCCCGGAACAUGCUCCCCCGGGCCGCCAAGCUCGGCGUCCGCCCCAACGCCGUCUCCUACAACAUCAUCCUCAAGGGGCUGUGCGGCCGGGACGGGUCCGCGGGCGCCCGCGUGGUGCUCGACGAAAUGCUCGGCCGCGGCGUCCGGCCCACGGUGGUCACCUUCAACACGCUGGUGGGGGCGGCGUGCCAGGAGGGGGACGUGGGCGCGGCGGAGCGGCUCAAGGAAGAGAUGGUGCGCCGGGGCGUCUCGCCGAACGCCGUGACAUACUCCCUCCUGAUGCGGGGUCUCUGCGACGCCGGUCGGCAGGACGACGCCAAGAAGCUGAUGUUCGACAUGGAGUACCAGGGCUGCCAGACCGAGGCGGUGAACUACGGCGUGCUGAUGAGCGCCUACGCGAGGCAGGGCGACGUUGACGCCAUCAGGGGGCUGCUCUCCGACAUGCGCAUGCGCAAGCUCGGGCCCGACGACGCGAGCUACAACGUCCUGAUCAAGUGCCUGUGUGACAGCGGCAGGGUGGAGGAGGCGCACAAGGCGCUCGUCGAGAUGCAGCUCAAAGAUGGCAUGGCGCCAAGCGCGGCGACUUACCGCGUCCUGGCCGACGGGUGCUGCAGAGCCGGCGAUUUCGGGUUGGGGCUACGGGUUUUCAACGCCAUGCUGUCCAGCGGGCAUCGCCCCCUAGGUCACACCUUCAAGCACCUGGCGAAAGGGCUGGGCGAGGACGGCAAGGCGGAGGAAGCCUGCUUCGUCUUGGAGAAGAUGGCGGAGAGUGGGGUGUGCAUGGAUGCAGAAGGGUGGCGGUCUCUUGCAACAUGCGUCUGCAGCGGCAGUGCAGGGGAGGUGAAGCUCGUCGAUGAGCUAGCGUUGUCAUCUUGACAUUUCCAGUCCAUGUGAGGUUUUGACAGGCCUCAGCCGUUGCGUUUGUCACCUUAGGGGGGUCGGCGUUUCCAUUGUUUUUCUCUUUGUCUUGCUUCAGUUACAGGAGCACUUGGUUGUGCAAGGCAAAAUGCAUAAUGCUCCUGGAUAUAAUGGCAGAUAAAAGAUGCGAGUAUUACUGCUGGAAGUGAUAGCUCACUCAGCUUCUGUACUGAAGUUCGUCGGUUUAUUUCGAGUUAGAAAUCUGUGUGCAGUUUAUCAA